AUGGUGGAGGCUAAGGCAGGCGAGUCAAAUGGACCCACAAAUGCAGACAUUAUUGCUAUGCUGGGAAAAAUUAAUUUGAAACUGAUCGAUGUAGAUAAGAAGCUCGAAUCUCUUGAGUCAAUACAAAGAAAAGUAGAAGCUAAGGUCCAAGGGUUAGAAAAUAAAGUAGACAAUUUUGAUUAUGAACUUAAAAAACUAUGGUUACAUUUUGAUUCUACAUCCAAAGCGACGGAUUCAAAAAUUGAUCAUGUUGUAAAUCGUGUAUCGUCCACUGAGAUCGAAAGUGAGGUGGCUCGUAAGAGGAUUGAAAAUCUUGAAAAGAAAAAUGUCGAAAUGAAAGAGACCUUGACAUAUAUGCAAUCGCAAUCCAUGCGCAAUAAUUUGAUUUUCGGUGGAAUUAAGGAAGAAACAAAUGAAAAUCCUGAAAAAACAGAAACUAUCCUCCGACAUUUCAUGGUUGAAAAACUACAGCUUGCAAGAGAAUUAGUUGCAAAUAUGAAAAUUGAAAGGGUACAUCGUAUGGGUCCUCCUGCACAAGAUCAAACUGAAAGGCAAACUAAAAUUCGCCGCAUUGUUUGCAAGUUCAACCUGUUCCAGGACAGAGAAGUUGUUCGGAAAUCCAGUCAUAAACUUAGGAGUACGAGUUAUUAUAUCACGGAGCAGUUUCCACCGGAAAUUGCAGUGAAAAGGAAAAGUCUUUUCAGGAAAAUGAAGCAGGAAAAGGAGGCCGGCAAUACUGCCUGGGUCUCAUACGAUAAGUUAUACGUCAACGGCAAAGUUGUUUCCGACGCGUAG
This is a messenger RNA of Mercenaria mercenaria, 795 nucleotides long. RefSeq lists its product as uncharacterized. NCBI's taxonomy places the organism in Eukaryota, Metazoa, Mollusca, Bivalvia, Venerida, Veneridae. The record is from RefSeq and is a predicted model, not a curated record. The coding region runs from base 1 to 795 and encodes 264 amino acids. The transcript has a single exon.